Phycodurus eques (leafy seadragon) is the source of this 1932-nucleotide messenger RNA. RefSeq lists its product as uncharacterized. Bases 248 to 601 code for a protein of 117 amino acids. NCBI's taxonomy places the organism in Eukaryota, Metazoa, Chordata, Actinopteri, Syngnathiformes, Syngnathidae. The transcript is spliced from 4 exons. The record is from RefSeq and is a predicted model, not a curated record.
AAAGCUCUUUUACCUUUAUGUGUCGGUCACUGUGGGAAUAAGGUGUGUGUGUGUGUGUGUGUGUGUUGCUGUUUGUGUGCAUCUUCGAGCAAGCGAGGGCUGCCAUAAUCAGGUCGAUUUUCCUUGCGGAGCGGCUCUUCAUCGCUCUCCGAGUGUUCCUCCAUAGCGUCUCUUCAGCUGCACCUUGGAAAACGAACUGAGGACACUAAGGACUAUCGGAGGGAACUUUUAAGAACUAGUGGUCAAGAUGUUGAUCGCCAUGCUAACAGCCAUGUAUGUGAUGGUCAGAGUCGUAGAAUCGAUAGGGGAGCACUUUUCCCACAAACAGGAGCGUCUGCCUUACAUGGUGUCCCAGCCUUUGCCUUGGCAGGUGCAUUCAGUGUCGCACAGCCGCAGGAGCAGCAAAACAGAUGAGCUCGAUGGCUUUAGGAGGAAUAGCAUGGGUGUCUAUAGAAAGUACUCCAACGCCAGUAACGGCACGUGCUGCAGCGAGCUGGUCGGCCCGCCCCCGCUCAGCCCCGUGGAGGUGGAGAAGGCCGCCGCCACCAUUCAGACCCAUUUCAGGAAGUUCCAACAGAAGAAGCAAAAGAACGGCAAAUAGACCUUUUGGACUUGUGUGGAUACCAACAAACAACCGUGGAUGGACCUUUUCAUACAACGUGUACAACACAGAAUGUACAUGCAAGCUAAUAAUGUAACGUAGCAUGGUCAGAUUCAGUAAUCCAUCGAAAUCGGUGAUUCUCCAAGUGCAGUUCGAAUACCACUAGCGGUAUGCAGGCUCCCUCUAGUGGUACGUGAAAAACAAUCACAGCGAAGUACAGUUCAGUUGUCUUUAACUUUUAUGUUGAAUACAUUUGCAUUUAACGUUGAAACUUCCAAAAUCUUUUAACUGUUUUUAAACAUUCAAUUUGUAUUUAACUACUGUGUACUAUACAUUUUAUUUGAAUCAUUAUUCAAGUACAGUUUUUUUUUUUCAAAACUCCUAUAUUGAUCUAAAUACUCGGUAUACAUUAUCUUAUUAUAGUGUAAAAUUUGAGAUACCUGUGAUUUUAUUUACACUCAUUGGCCACUUCAUUAGCAACCCUUACAUAAUCUAAUGAGAUCCAAUAUAAAUGAUGCAAAAAAUUAUUCCGCCGUCACACAAAUAAUAAUGCUUUUAAAAAAUAUAUAUAUUUUUUUGUUUUUAAUUACCUGCGAUUGGCUGUCCUCCAAUAAUUCAGGGCGUUUCCUGCUUUUCGCCCAAAAUCAGCUGGGAUGGGCUCCAGCUCACUCGAGUGCUCCAAAAAGGGGAUGGGCUGAUGUCAAUAAUUCAAAUUUUAAAUGCAUAAUCAUACAUAAAAUUUAAAUCACAAUUCAUUAAAAUGAUGUAAUAAUAAUCAUAAUUACUCUGGAGCUAAUUUGUAUAUUCAACAACCUUUAUUAUGGUAGUUUGCAUGAAGGCACUUUAUCCAGCUGCAUGCGAGGGACAACAAUUUAGAAACAAGAAUAUUUUUUUAUAUUCGAUAGAUUUUUUUUCAACAUAAAAUUGUGUUCAGAAUAAUGUACAAUAAAAAAAGUAGUGUGUCUAAGUAAAAGGGGAUAGUGCAAUGGAAUCCACUGGUCCUGAGAGUGGAAUCACAGUUGUAAGAGAAUUUUUAGAGAAUUUUAGAGAACUUUUUUUUGAACGGCAUAAUCCCUUUUCUUCACUUUCUGUAAAGGAAUACCGCAUAUUAAUAUUUUGAUUCGUCUUAGAAUGUGUCGUGUUCACAAGGCAUUUGGGGUGAUAAAAUCUGUUAUAACUUGGAUACUCACUCUGCAAUUAUUCUGAACACCACUCUUGUGUUGUCAAAUGUUGUGGCCCUGCAGUUGAACAUGCGGGCAUGUUAUGACCUUAUGAAUAUGAAAGCUAUGACUUAUGUGUUGACAUUUGCAAAAAUAAAUGCAGAAAUAUGA